GGUCAGGCUUUUUUCUUUAUCAUCAAAUUUACGCUCGAAAUAAUUGGAUUUCCGCUGCGUUAUCGACAGAGGCUCAGAGCGAUCCGGGUGCAGCGCUGGACGCCAGUCGGGGUGCAGCGGGCACGGAGCAUACUACAACUAAGUCUUACAACCAACUGACCUACAACAAUGCUGCUGUGGCUCGUAUCGGCGACAGCAUUGACCCUGACAGCAAAAGUCACGCUGGCAGACACACCUGCCAAUUGCACGUUCGACGAUAUCCGAGGCGAUUGGCUGCUGUACGAGACGGAGAGGACAGGAGAUGCGAAGAUUGACUGUGAUGAUAUGGGGCCGAUCAUCCACAAAAAGGAAGUCAGCCUGAUGUAUCCGAACAUCGCGGUGGACGAGUACGGCAACCGGGGAACGUGGACCAUGAUCUACAACCAGGGCUUCGAGAUCAAGGUCGCCGGCCGCUCCUACUUCGCUUUCUCGCUCUGGGAAAAGACUGGCGACACCGUGCUAUCCAUCUGCGACAAGACGCUGACGGGCUGGUCGAGGGACAUCACCGUCAGGAACUGGGCCUGUUACCGGGCGCAGAAGAAGGAGGCUCUUCCCCACAAGACACACGCCCUCAGGCUCAUGGCUCAGGAAAACUCCCUCUACAAGUACAACAAGAACUUCAUCAACGCCAUCAACUCGCAACAGAGCAGUUGGGUCGCUGACGUGUACACGGAGUAUGAGACUAUGACCCUUAUGGACCACCUCAGGCGCAACGGGGGAAGAGCGUCCGCCGUGGCCAGCCGAGCUCGCUCAGGACCCGUGAGCUUCAUGACCCGACUGCGCGACCUGUCCCUGCCCGAGGCGUGGGACUGGCGCAACGUCAGCGGGGUCAACUACGUGUCUCCGGUCAGGAACCAAGGCAACUGUGGCUCCUGCUAUGCCUUCGCUUCCAUGGGUGGCCUAGAAUCUCGAGUUAGGAUUCUGACCAGCAACCACCAGAAGCCAGUCUUUGCCCCGCAGGAUAUCGUAGGAUGUUCCAAGCUCUCUCAGGGAUGUGAGGGUGGUUUCCCGUUCCUUAUCGCUGGCAGGUAUGCACAAGAUGUUGGUGUUGUGCUUGAGGACUGUUACCCCUAUGAAGGCAAAGAUGACACAUGUGUAAGGACUACCUGCACUAAACAUUACACAGCUUAUUACCGUUACGUUGGAGGUUACUAUGGAGCCUGUAAUGAAGAGGAGAUGAAACUAGCUCUCAUCAAGGGAGGACCUCUUAUUGUGGGACUAGAAGUCUACGAUGAUUUCCUCCACUACAAAGGCGGUAUUUACCACCACACAGGUCUCCAGGACAGCUUUAAUCCUCUUGAGCUGACGAAUCAUGCAGUAUUACUCGUUGGAUACGGGGAAGACGAGGCAACUGGAGAAAAGUACUGGAGCGUUAAGAAUUCCUGGAGUGAAGACUGGGGAGAGAAUGGCUACUUUAGGAUUCGUCGCGGCGUUGACGAGUGUGCCAUCGAGUCCAUGGCUGUGGAAGCUGUGCCCAUCCCAUAAAUUUUUUGCGAAGCUAAACACAGAUAAUGGCGGUUAUUAUAAGAUGGAUUAUGAAAGAUUUCAAUAUUGCAUUUGGCUUCUUUGGCAAGAUGUGACAGACUUACACUGGUAAUGUUGCCUGACAGCAUUACUCGUUUUUUUUAAGGAGAUGAAAUAUAGAAAGCAUUUAAGAAAAAACAUGAAAGGGUUUUUCAAUACAAAAAAUAUACUCAGAGCAAUUUUUUCAUGUAGUAGUAAUCAAAAUAUUCUAAUUAUAAUGGAUUCUCACACAAAUAGUUACUAAUUAAAGAAAACUUCACAAGAAAUAAAGUACCGGUUAAGAAUAGAUUUGGAGACAAAUUGAAAUGCAAUAAUUUUGUGUUUUUGUGAUUGUAAUUCAUUAUGGGAAAUCGUCCUCUUAACAACAACAAAAAGGAGUUGGGAUUCAUAGGCUCAUUUUGCCGCUGCAUAUAUUAUGAUGUAUAUAUCUUUUUCAGCAAAAUAUGACUUUUUUUUUUUUUUUAAUGCUCAGAGAGGAUACAUAACAACAAUAUUUAUUGUUUAUAUACUGCCAUUGUAUAACAUCUUCAAAUAUAUUUUCUACACUUCUUUUCAUAUAAUAGUCAACAACAAUUAUCAUCCAUGUAAACGAUAAAUAAAUAUAUCUAUUCAAAAUAAAUAUUUCAUAAUAUAAACAU
This is a messenger RNA of Penaeus chinensis, 2201 nucleotides long. Its product is annotated as dipeptidyl peptidase 1-like. Bases 169 to 1524 code for a protein of 451 amino acids. The transcript is spliced from 10 exons. Gene Ontology annotation, molecular function: cysteine-type endopeptidase activity. Lineage: Eukaryota; Metazoa; Arthropoda; Malacostraca; Decapoda; Penaeidae. Gene Ontology annotation, cellular component: lysosome. The record is from RefSeq and is a predicted model, not a curated record.